Messenger RNA from Anoplopoma fimbria (sablefish), 2668 nucleotides. RefSeq lists its product as uncharacterized. NCBI's taxonomy places the organism in Eukaryota, Metazoa, Chordata, Actinopteri, Perciformes, Anoplopomatidae. The coding region runs from base 127 to 2541 and encodes 804 amino acids. The transcript has 4 exons. The record is from RefSeq and is a predicted model, not a curated record.
ACUUUUCCUAUCAUUCCUUGCUCCCAAAUUUUCAUGGGAAACAAAGGACGGAGUAUGACUGACUGUUAUCUGGGCUGGUAAUUUUAAUCAACAGUCUGCUGCUGCACGUGGAUUUAACUCACUGCCAUGGCUCUUCAAUUUGGGGUUUCUUGGCUUUGCUCUCUGUUGUUGUGGGGCUGUAUCUGUUUUCCUCCUCAAAAAGGUUACAAUUUUGCACAUGGCUAUUCUCUCAAUGAUGAUGACUUAAGUAGCCAUGAAGGAGUGCUUGGUCCACAAACAUUAAACCAGUUUCAUUCUGGAGCAUCUUUAAACCCAAACCAAGACUCUGUUAGUCCAAUGGAUGAGAUGCAAGCUAUGAGACACCAAAGCUUUGUUCCCUUUCAGAUAGAAUCAGCCCCCUAUGAAAAUAAUGAGGAUGCCAGCUUUGUUACUAGUCUUGGUGAAGAGAUGGAAAAAAGCAAACCAGAGUCAGAACAUGAUGUCAUCUACUCUCCCCCUGUAUCAGAAUAUGAGCAUAAAGGUUCUGGUUAUCGACACCCCUUUGGCCUUUUAGUGAAGGCGCACACACAAGAGAGAACUAUGGAGGGCACCAGUUUCCCAACAAUCAAAGAUUUCAAACGGUUUAUAGAAUCAUUGAAGAGAUCCUUCUUAAUACCAGGAAAUGACAUGGGAAGACAUUUUCAAACUGCACAGGAAACGAUGGAAAACGAGAUGGCUUCCAAUACCCAAAAUGUAAAUGUUAAGGGGCAGCAAGACACAGACUCUGAGUCUUAUUCUGCAAAAGAAGGCCCCGCCCAUGAUGACUCCAGUGGAAAUGAAGUCUGGAGUGAAGCUAUGAAAACAGCGUUUGAACAAGGUGAACAGGGCGCCAAAUACCAAAUGCCAAGUGAAAGCCUCUCUGUCCCUGAUCAUGUCGACGCCAGUGCAAGCCUCAUUUCUAACAGUUUUUAUGACAACCAAGACUAUGGCCCGGGCCCUGCUCUCUACCCACGCCAGCAUUUAGCAGCCAAAGAGCAUGUUUCAAGUAAUUAUGGAAGUUUUGACAGUGCUGGCAUUUCUGGGGAAAACCCUGAUAUUUUCCCAAGUCCUCCUGAUGUGAGAAACGAAGCUGUUAAGUCAACAAGCUACAAGCUCCCUGAACAAACACCCUCUGGUUCAUUUGGAGAUUAUUUUUCUUUCAGUGGCCGUGUGACUGCAUCCCCUGUCGACCCUCCAAACAGCCCAUCUCAGGAUUACAGCGACUAUCCAAGUAAGACUCCAACCUCUGAGCAGAAUGUCCGGCAACAAUCAAAAUAUAUAUUUCCCAGUAAAGACUCUUUAACAGGGGAUCGAAAACUAUCUGAUUUUGAACUUGGUAAAGAUUUCCAAAGUCAGGAACUAAACAGAGUGCCUCCAGCCAAUGUCCUGUCUGCACCAAUGCCCCCAUCUUUGAAUUCCUAUGGCCACAGUGUAUAUGUCAGUUUACCAAGAGGUCAACUCUACUUCCAAGAUUAUCAACCAAAACAAAAUAAAAGACCAGCUAAAUCAUUUCAGGUCUAUCAACCCACUGUUGGCAAGCAAUCGAACAAUAUAAACUACACGCCCACAGCCCACCUGCCUUUAUCUACUGGCUCUGUUUCUUCAAGCUCUAAUAACCCUUCAUCAAAGAGUAGUACUGUUCCUGUGGGAGUUCAACCAAGAAGCCCACAUGAUGCUAAUUUAGCUUUCAAUAGAAAGAAGCCAGGCAGAUCCUACACAAUGUUUACUGUGCAACCUUCCAGCCCUUUUCCUGGCUCAAGCAGACAUGAUGGCUAUCUCCAAGACCAGACAGUAAGUGUAAGUCAUCCUUCCCCCUUAACUUCCCAGACAAAAGAUGAGGAGGAAUCGGACCUCUCCAGACAGAAUGUAGUCUCUGCCACCCAGGGAUCAAGACAAAAGGCUGAAAAUACCCCAAUUUCUAGUGGCUUAGAUUCAACCAAGAGUGGGAUCUUAUCGCUCGUCAGACUCGGUGAUGCAAAUUUCAACUCCCUAACCAACUUGGCUCCAACCUCAGCAAUAGAAAAACCCUUUUCAAGAUUAGUCAUGUCAAGGAACUUUGGAAUCAAUAAUGAAAUCUCGGAUAUACGUGGUGCCAGAAACUCCCUAGGCUCCUUUUCUACCCCACUAAGACGAGGCAUUUCUCUAAAUGGUGAUUAUGCAAGUGCAACCAAACCUGGCCUACGACAGACCUUCAUAAAACCGACUAAAUUAUUGAAGCGUCCAGCCAUUAUGAAUAAAGAGCCUGGCAACAUGGUCUACCGCCCUCCUAAACGGCUGUCUGCAUCCAAGGGUUCUGCUUUCACUUUAAGUGGUGUCUUAAGGAGGAAUGGAGGUAUUACAAAAAGGCUGACUCCUGAAAAGGGCACCAACAUUUCACCACCAUCUGUAAAUGCAUAUGUUGUGAAAUCCAGAAACGGCUACGUAAGGAGCAAAGUAUCUCUAUCAAAGACCAGUUAUGCACCUUAUCAGCUGGAUGAAUACAAGAACUCUGGAUCCCACAAUGUAAAAGGAUUUGAACAGUAAAGGAAAUCAAAAACUUGGAGAGAUAAAUGGAUCUGGUGCCAUCUUCAACUGGGAGGAAAAUCACAUUUCUUCAGCUCUUAACACAUCCACUGUAACUAAUAAAGGCAUUAAAUAUUAUAAUUUUAAU